UGUGUGUGUCUCUGUGUGUGUGUGUCUCUCUCUCUCCCUCUCUCUGCCCGAUGCACACAGGAGCCCCCGAGUUGUGGUCGGUCUCAGGCGCCUGUGAGAGGAGAACACCAUGUCAACUUCAGAACUUUACAGCCAGUUUACGAAAGUUUGGAUCCCUGACCCUGAAGAUGUUUGGAAAUCGGCAGAAAUUGUCAAGAAUUACAGGGAAGAGGAUGAGCAUCUUCACCUUCAACUGGAGGAUGGCAUGCCCCUGGAGUAUCCCAUUGGCCCGAAGGCGAACCCGAUGCCCUUCCUGCGUAACCCCGACAUCCUGGUGGGUGAGAACGACCUGACAGCCCUCAGUUACCUCCACGAGCCCGCCGUGCUCCACAACCUGAGGGUCCGCUUCCUGGAGACCAACGCCAUCUAUACUUACUGCGGUAUUGUACUGGUUGCUAUUAAUCCUUACGAGCAGUUGCCAAUAUACGGAGAGGAUGUCAUCUACGCUUACUCCGGUCAGAACAUGGGAGAUAUGGACCCUCACAUCUUUGCUGUGGCUGAGGAAGCCUACAAACAGAUGGCCAGGGAUGAAGGAACCAAUCUAUCAUUGUGAGCGGGGAGUCUGGUGCUGGGAAGACAGUCUCGGCUAAGUA
Molecule: messenger RNA, 632 nt
Organism: Callorhinchus milii (elephant shark)
Lineage: Eukaryota; Metazoa; Chordata; Chondrichthyes; Chimaeriformes; Callorhinchidae
Product: unconventional myosin-Vb
Exons: 5
Coding region: 110-592 (160 amino acids)
Biological process (GO): actin filament organization; vesicle transport along actin filament
Cellular component (GO): actin cytoskeleton; cytoplasm; myosin complex
Molecular function (GO): actin filament binding; microfilament motor activity; ATP binding
Source: RefSeq, a predicted model, not a curated record